Messenger RNA from Phyllopteryx taeniolatus (common seadragon), 2947 nucleotides. It is a transcript of the gene degs2, whose product is annotated as delta(4)-desaturase, sphingolipid 2. Gene Ontology annotation, cellular component: membrane. The record is from RefSeq and is a predicted model, not a curated record. The coding region runs from base 309 to 1277 and encodes 322 amino acids. Gene Ontology annotation, biological process: sphinganine metabolic process; ceramide biosynthetic process. The transcript is spliced from 3 exons. Gene Ontology annotation, molecular function: sphingolipid delta-4 desaturase activity. Lineage: Eukaryota; Metazoa; Chordata; Actinopteri; Syngnathiformes; Syngnathidae.
GACUUGUAAUUGUAACCAACUCCAUUUCCAAAGUCAUCUUCCCAACACUGUUCACACCCUAAAAAGAGGAGCGGAAGGUUACAGGGACUGUGGAGCAGGUGCGGCGGCCGCCAAUGAGGGAGAUGAGGGUGGAGGGACACCUGCUGAAUGACGCCAUGUUGUUACCUGCUCGAGUGGGCGGGCGAGAAAGCUCUUCUUUAUUUCCACUACGAGUUGGAGCGGCGCCCGCCACUCGCGUUACGUUGCUCCACCCCACGGCUUGACUUUACCACUCGGCUCCAUUCAGUCUUCGCCAGCGAUAGGACGACAUGGACAAGGCAGGUGGAAGAGGCGACUUCGAAUGGGUCUACGACGACCAGCCGCACACGGCGAGGAGGAAAGAGAUACUGGCCAAAUACCCAGAGAUCAAAUCCCUGAUGGGUCCAGAUCCCCAUCUGAAGUGGGUGGUGUCGGGCAUGGUGCUGUCCCAGCUCCUGGCCUGCUACCUGGUGCGCGAUCUCCCGUGGAAGUGGAUCUUGUUCUGGGCGUACGCGUUCGGCGGUUGCAUCAACCACUCGUUGACGCUGGCCAUCCAUGACAUUUCGCACAACGUGGCAUUUGGCAACAAACUGGCCAAGUGGAACCGCAGGUUCGCCAUGUGGGCCAACCUGCCCAUCGGCGUGCCCUACUCGGCCUCCUUCAAGAAGUACCACAUCGACCACCACCGCUACCUGGGGGGAGACAAGCUGGACGUGGACAUUCCCACGGACUUUGAAGGCUGGUUCUUCUGUACCCCGACCAGGAAGGUGGUGUGGCUCUUCCUGCAGCCAUUGUUUUACAGCCUGCGCCCGCUGCUGGUCAACCCUAAACCCAUUUGUAAUCUGGAGAUCCAGAACUUUGCCGUACAGCUGGCGGCGGACGCCGUCAUCUACUAUCUGUGGGGGCUCAAGCCGGUCGUUUACCUCAUCGCGGGAUCCAUCUUGUGUAUGGGACUGCACCCCAUCUCCGGACAUUUCAUAGCCGAGCACUACAUGUUCAUGAAGGGGCACGAGACAUACUCUUACUAUGGCUCGCUCAACUUGAUCACCUUCAAUGUUGGCUACCACAUGGAGCACCAUGACUUCCCGAGCAUACCUGGCAGUAAGCUACCUCAGGUGAAGCAGAUCGCGGCCGAGUACUACGACUCCCUGCCUCAGCACACGUCGUGGAUGCGGGUGCUGUGGGACUUCGUGUUCGACGACAGUAUCGGCCCGUACGCCCGAAUCAAGCGUGAGUACAAGCUCAGCAAGCAGGAGUAGAGGGGAUGCGCCACUCAUCCGUGGGAGGGCCACCAACUGCGCCAAUGUUAAUUUGACUGGUUAACACACCGCAGUCCACGUUCACUCUCAAAGCUGGAUGCGCUCGUCUUCAGUCACUUAUGUUGCAGUCAAACAUGUUAGGAAAGAACGCAAACAUUUCCUUCUUUCACAGCGCGCAGAAUUCCCACUUGUUCCUGUCAUACAAUACAGAUGGCUUGCCAUGCCAUUUGAGACUACAAUUAAUUGUAUUCAACAGUGAAAAUUAUUUUUUGUAAGGUCUACAGUUUCAUGUUAUUUGUUUUCAUUACUGAUACUUAAGCACGUGGACAGAAUAGCCCAAGAGUGUCAUUUAGGCGUUAUUAGGAAUCCUACGCGAAUUCCUGGCAUGACACGCCCUGCUGCAACAUGAUUGGCUCCUGCAAUCGCGGGAAGGCUACGCAGCUGUAACGAUAACCAUCCCAAAUAUGUUAUCACAUUUCUACGAAAUGAAAACAAGUUUAUGGUAAGGUUUAGGGCUAGGGUUGGGGUUAAGGUAGUCUAGGAUGGAUUUAGGUUAGGGUUAGGGUGGGUCAGGGCUAGUGGGAUUCAUAUUAACGGCAACACACUUAAGUCACAUACGAUUUUGUAGGGCGUGUUCUACCUGGAUACAGCAGCCAAUCAUAGUGCUUCAGCACUUGUCCUGGAGCCAGUAAUAUUGGAGCAGGGCGUCCUGCCAGUAACGUGCGUGGGAUUCCUAAUAACAUAACAUGUCAUUUAGGCUUUUUUUUUUUUUUUUUUUUUUGGGGGGCCGGAAGGGGGGCUUAUCAAAAUUACUGUUUCCAUGACGACUUUGAACUUUACUUACCUCAUCUAGAGGUUCAGAGACUGGAACAGUCGCCAGUGAAAGCGACUGAAACGACUGAGAGGCCAAGUUCAACGUUCCUAAACGUUUCACAUAACGGUUAACGCAUUUGCGCAAAUGGGUUGGGCUAGUGAUGAAAACACUUUGGCUUGCGCAGAUGCUUCUGCGGGGCUGCUGUGUGCUGUACCCCAGUAGUCUGCUUUUGUGAAUUAUUAUUAUUAUUAUUUUUUUUAGUUUACCUACUUAGAUCUUGUGAUUUUGUUGUCUAUUUAAAUGUAAAACAAAUAAACUCACAUCUUUAUAAGACGAUACUGAUCAAAACACGUCUGUUCUGCUUUGUUUCUCCUAAUUAUUUUACUAAUGACCUUGCCCAAACUAGGGUGAAUAAUCAGUCAUUACAGUUGAGUCAAAAUGGAGUGCACUACUAGGCUGUUGAUUCAGUCUCAACUAGUUUUCGGUCUGAAGAAGACCAGGGGCAUAUUUCGACAUUUAGGUGCCCAAGGGAAACCCCGUCAUGGGGUGCACCCCAUCCAUACCUCACUGACAAGUUUUAAUUUCACCUCAACACAAGGUCUUCAGUGAUAAUGUCCUUAAAAGCUGCCUUUAGGAUUGUUAAGUAAAUCAUCGCAAUAAGUACAAUAAUUAAUUAGGACAUUAUGACCUUAAGUAGCCAAAGUGCCUCCAUUAUACAUUUUAUUUUUCAUGGGAGCAAUGUCACGGUGUCAUUACUGUCAAAGCUGAUUUCUUCUCUGAUCUGUUGAGACAAAGAUGUUUGUGUGUCCACUGUCCGCGCACAUUCACACACUGUGCAUUAAAAACAAAGACUGAC